Messenger RNA from Liolophura sinensis, 1087 nucleotides. RefSeq lists its product as uncharacterized. The record is from RefSeq and is a predicted model, not a curated record. The coding region runs from base 117 to 980 and encodes 287 amino acids. The transcript is spliced from 3 exons. NCBI's taxonomy places the organism in Eukaryota, Metazoa, Mollusca, Polyplacophora, Chitonida, Chitonidae.
CAGUAAAUAAAUAAACGUAUCAGAUAAUAUUUCUACAAAUGCAUACUUAGAUAACUUCUGACCUAACCUUUUUAAAUUAAGGCCUACAGGUUGGGGUUCCGCAACUCGUACACGACAUGGAGAACCUCACUGUGACAACCACUUCUGCUGUGGUCAAGACGAUGAGCUCGGGCUUACAGGAUUGCCCUGUUUGCGUCGUCAUUUGGCUAUUCUUGAAAAAAUUCGCUGACGUGAUAAUUGCUGUGCUGGUUAGCGGAGUCCUCUUCAUGAUUAUUGGGCUGAUCAUUUUCUGCUGGUACAGAAAAAGGGUGAAACACAAAAUCCAAGAAAUUACCCGCAGGACACGAGAAAAGGGAAUAGAUGACUACACACCGAGGCCCAGGUCAGAGCCCAAUGCGUACGCUCGCAAUCCGAAUUCACAAAUAUACGAGGAACUCGGUACCUUUGGGCCUCCUUUAUCCAUCAAGACAUUAUCUGUACCCGACCCUCCUGACAGCACCCAUGAUAAAAACCACAGUGGUAAGACUGGUAGAGGGGCUGAAAUAGUGGUUCCUGAAAGAGACAACCACAGGAUAUCGCCGCUACCUGAUGCCCACCGAGGUUCAAAUGGAAUCGUCAUACCUCAUCCAGACACCCACCGUUUGUGCCCCAUUCCCAACGAUGGGACUAACCCUCACCGCCUCUCUGGGCUGGAGGACGGAGACUACUUGCAUCCCACGCCAGAACCCGUUAGAAAGGCCGACCAUCGCGCAGUGGAUAAUUCAUAUAGCUCCGAUUUCGGCGACGGUGAAUUGUCCACUUUUUCCUCUGGAAACCAUGCAACUAAUGAUAAAACUGAACGUCGCACUGAUUCCGAAUAUUUGCGCCCUGUCAUGAAUCCAGACGGAGCAGACGGCGUUCAAAGUCCUAUCUGGAACACGGGUGUGAACUCGCUGGGACCGAAAGACGACUCUACCGAUAUUUACGACAACAAUCCAUAAAAACUCACUUAAAAUCUCUUGCCAUACGGUACCCCAGAUCAUGGGAAGUCCACGUUAUGUCCCGUUAUUGUCAGUUGUGAAAUGUAAUUCUGAAAUCGACCAACAUG